Molecule: messenger RNA, 682 nt
Organism: Helicoverpa armigera (cotton bollworm)
Lineage: Eukaryota; Metazoa; Arthropoda; Insecta; Lepidoptera; Noctuidae
Exons: 2
Coding region: 167-562 (131 amino acids)
Source: RefSeq, a predicted model, not a curated record
CAUGCUUUGUAUAUUGACUGUUUAAUCUGCAACGCAACCUCAGUUCAAGUAAAUCAUAUUUUUAUUCCUUGUUGAUUGUCCCUUGUGAAAAUAAAAUUGACCGUUUUCUAUCGAACAUAUACUCGUUUACAAAGUUCACAAAACAAAUACAGGCAUUUGUGAACAAAUGACUUUUGGACGAAUCGCCAAUUUGAAUUGGAAUACUUGCAUUGGAAGUAAUGGGAAUAACAUAUUUCGUACCAUGACAGAGAAUAGAAAAAGGUCCCGGGAGGACGAUUCUUGUGAAUUUAUGCCAUUAUCUAAGAGAAUUAAUAAUUUGCACAUCAAUAACAACCUUAACACGACUGGUUCGCAAUCGCAAGAUUCUAGUCACAGUCAAAUUAAUGGAAUAAAUACAGAAAACGGAAUCUCAUCGCCAAGUUCUUCGUCAGGAUCAGAACGAAGACCUAGCUAUGACCCUGGAAUGAAUUCCUCGCAGAGUAGUUAUUAUUAUGACAAUAAGUUGUUAUUUGAACUUCAUUUAGAGAGAAUGCAGCGUUGUGGACAACAAUUUCCAUUUUAAUAUUAAUUUUAGUGCUACAUGGUUAAGUUGUGUGUUUAUUCAUAAUUUGUUACGCCUAAUAUUAAUUAGUAUAUUUAAAUUGUACCUUUUUUAAUUAAAAUUGUUGAAGCAUGGUAACAA